Molecule: messenger RNA, 1403 nt
Organism: Solanum verrucosum
Lineage: Eukaryota; Viridiplantae; Streptophyta; Magnoliopsida; Solanales; Solanaceae
Product: transcription factor HHO2
Exons: 5
Coding region: 202-1395 (397 amino acids)
Biological process (GO): regulation of DNA-templated transcription
Molecular function (GO): DNA-binding transcription factor activity; DNA binding
Source: RefSeq, a predicted model, not a curated record
AUGUUUAUAACAAAACAAAUCAACUCUCUCAUUUAAAAUCCUCCUUCUUGGUCCCCUCAUUUCUCUCAUUGUAGCAUUUGCAUAAUAAUAUUAAAUAAUUAACAAUUAUUUUUCUUUCAUACUUUCCUUCUUAGGUCAAUUAAAUCAUCUCACAAAAGCUGGAAAAUUUCAAAGAAAAAACCCUUUUUCUUUACAAAGAAGAUGAUGAACAACAACAAUUUUUCAGAGAAAAUGGAGAGAUGUCAACAAUAUAUUGAUGCUCUUGAACAAGAAAGAACAAAAAUUCAAGUUUUCUCUAGAGAACUUCCACUUUGUCUUGAACUUGUUACUCAAGCUAUUGAAUCUCACAAGCAACAAUUAUCUGGUACAACAACAGAAUACAACCUUAAUGCACAAUCUACUGAAUGUUCUGAUGAUGAACAUACAUCUAGUGAUGUUCCUGUUUUGGAAGAAUUUAUUCCAUUAAAAAGCACAUUUUCUCAUGAAGAUGAAGAUGAAGAUGAUGAAGAAAAUCAAUCUCAUAAAUCAAAAUCUUUUAUUAUUAAUAAUAAUAAUAAUACUAGUAAUUCUACUAGUUCUAAGGAUACAAAAAAUAAAAAAUCUGAUUGGCUUAGAUCUGUUCAGCUUUGGAAUCAAACUUCAGAUCCCACCCCAAAAGAGGAAUUAAUACCUAAAAAGGUGUCGGUUGUAGAAGUGAAGAAAAAUGGAAGUGGAGGAGCAUUUCAUCCUUUCAAGAAAGAGAAAAAAGCCGUCGCCGUCGUAGAAACAACGCCAACUAGUGGCGUUGUUUUGACGGCGACAGAUAGUUCCACCGUCGAGAAUGGCGGUGGAAGUAAAAAAGAAGAUAAAGAUGGUCAAAGAAAACAAAGAAGGUGUUGGUCUCCAGAGUUACAUAGAAGAUUCUUACAUGCCUUACAACAACUAGGUGGCUCUCAUGUGGCUACACCAAAACAAAUUAGGGAGUUAAUGAAGGUGGAUGGACUCACUAAUGAUGAAGUUAAAAGUCAUUUGCAGAAAUAUCGAUUACACACGAGAAGACCUAGUCCUUCAUCAAUUCACAAUAACAACCAACAACCACCACAAUUCGUGGUCGUCGGAGGAAUAUGGGUCCCACCACCAGAAUAUGCCGCGAUGGCCGCUGCAGCACCAGCGGCCUCGGGCGAAGCAUCGGGAGUUGCCAACUCAAAUGGAAUUUAUGCACCUAUUGCCACUCAUCCAAAGGGUCCACUCCAUGAUCAUGCAUCGGGUGGAACCCUAAGACAACAUAACAACAAGUCGUCGCGCUCAGAGGAGCGCGACGGGAGCCACAGCCACUCUGACUGUGGCGGUGUGCAUUCGAAUUCUCCGGCGACGUCCUCUUCUACUCAUACAACUACUGCUUCACCAGCUUACUAAAAAAAUGU